GAACGAUAAGUCUAUGCAUACAUCCUCGCCAUGGGAGCCAGUCGAAAGCUUCAGGGAGAAAUUGAUCGAGUGUUGAAGAGGGUUCAGGAGGGCGUUGAUUUAUUCGACAGCAUUUGGAAGAAGGUUUACGACACUGAUAAUGCCAACCAGAAGGAGAAGUUUGAGGCGGAUUUGAAGAAGGAGAUCAAGAAGCUGCAGAGGUACAGGGACCAGAUCAAGACAUGGCUUCAAUCCAGCGAGAUUAAGGAUAAGAAGGUUAGUGCUUCUUAUGAGCAGGCAUUAAUGGAUGCACGCAAGCUUAUUGAGCGGGAAAUGGAAAGAUUUAAAAUAUGUGAAAAGGAAACAAAGACUAAGGCCUUUUCGAAGGAAGGUUUGGGCCAACAGCCAAAGACGGAUCCGAAAGAAAAGGCUAAAUCGGAGACUAGGGAUUGGUUGAACAAUGUGGUUAGUGAACUUGAAAAUCAAAUUGAUAUCUUUGAAGCUGAAUUGGAGGGACUCACUGUUAAGAAGGGGAAAUCAAAGCCCCCGAGAAUGACACAUUUGGAGACAUCAAUUACUCGGCACAGGGCGCAUAUAAUGAAGUUAGAGUUGAUUUUAAGGUUACUGGAUAAUGAUGAACUGAGUCCAGAGCAAGUCAAUGAUAUCAAAGAUUUCCUUGAUGACUAUGUGGAACGCAAUCAGGAUGACUUUGGUGAGUUUAGUGAUGUUGACGAGCUUUAUAGCUCCCUACCUUUGGACAAGGUAGAGGCUCUUGAAGAUCUAGUCACCAUUGGCACCCCUGGUCUUGUCAAGGGUGUUAGUGCCAUAGUAAGCACCAAAAUUUCUAUUGCCACAACACCUUCUCAGGCAUCACUAAAAAUAACACCUCCUGCCCAACAAAGUGGUCCUUCCCAAGAGCAACCAGAUGGAUUAGGUUCCCCAGAGAGUACCUCUGAUGCAGUUGCAAGGACCCUACCCCCUAAAAGUGGUGCAGUUUCUGCUUCAGCUCCAGCAACAUAUGUUGGUGGCCGUGCAAGCACUGUCGCUUCAUCUCCUAUGAAUCUGCUAAGUGCUGUGAAAGAUGAGGGGGUUACAGUCUUCCCUGGACGAAAAGCAUCCCCAACACACGCAGAACCUGGAUUAAGGGGCAUUGAUAGAAACGACUUCUCUAGUCAACCUGCCGCCAGCAUUUCUCUUGGUUCUAUUAAUUCACUUUCAAACGAUGAAGCUCUAGGUGCUACGUCUUCAGUCUCUGAAGUGACAAAGAGAAAUUCUUUGGGAUUUGAUGAAAGACUUGGGACUACAAGCAAUGGACAGCCUCUCAUUUCCCCUCUGGCUAACAGAUCUAGCAUGUCACAAACUGUCAGGUCUAGUGAUGGAAUGGGCACUAAUGAUAGUGGUAAUGUUGUCGAGUCCAGUGUUUUGGCUGGUAGGGGGUUCUCUUCUUCAGUUCUACCUGGAAUGCAGUGGAGGUCUGGAGGUUCCUUUCAGAAUCAGAAUGAGGCGGGGCAGAUCCGCGGAAGAACUGAAAUUGCUCCUGACCAGAGGGAGAAAUAUUUACAACGGUUUCACCAAGGUCAGAGUUAUAUUCCUGGGAGCCAUAAACAGUUUUAUCCACAUCAUCAGAAUCCACUUUUGCAUCAGUUCAAUUCUCAAGGUUCCUCUGUGACUCCUCAACUUGGAUUGGGAGCUGGGGCCCAAGCUUCUUCUCCCCUUAAUGAUGCAUCUUCCUUUAAUAAUGAAUCUCCAUCUGCACUGGUGCAGCAACAAUCAGAUGGCUGCAGACAUUCAAAAGUUGAAGAGUUGCGACAACAGGUUCAGUGUGAAGAUGUUUUGGCAGCUUCUGCUCCUUCCUCAAGCCUUGUGAAGAAUCUCAUGAAUGAAGAUGAUUUCAAGGCUUAUGCAACAGAUAAUUCAGGUGGAGUGGGAAGCUCCGUUGCUGAGCAGCCCCAGCAGCUUCCAAAGGACAUUGUGGAUCUAUCUCCAGGCAAGCCGUUACAACCAAACCAGCCGUCGGGUGGGAGCAUUGGAGUUAUUGGUCGAAGAAGUGUAGCUGAUCUUGGUGCAAUUGGCGACAACUUGAUCAACCCACCCGCCAAUCCUGGAGUAGUGCAUGACCUGUCAUACAACUUACAAAUGCUUGAGUCAGCUUAUCGCACACUUCCUCACCCAAAAGAUUCUGAGCGUGCUAAGAGCUACACACCAGUAAGUAAACUAUGCACUCUACUUAAAGAGACCAAAGUGCAUUAUCUGCUACACAUCCUGUGGUGACCCCUUCAAGCUAUCCACAAGUACAGGCGCCGAUUGUUAGCAAUCCCUCAUUUUGGGAACGGCUUGGGGCUGAUAAUAUUUGCACUGAGACCUUAUUCUUUGCCUUUUACUACCAACAGAACACAUAUCAACAAUACCUGGCAGCAAAGGAGCUGAGAAAGCAAACUUGGAGAUACCACAGACUGUACAAUACAUGGUUUCGGCGGCUCGAGGAGCCAACGGAUGCUACAGAUGAUUAUGAAUCAGGGACAUACCUUUACUUUGAUAUCACUAAUGAAGAACAACAUGGCUGGUGCCAGAGGAUCAGGACUGACUUUACGUUCGAGUACAAAUAUCUUGAAGAUGACCUCCCAGCAUAGAAUCUCUCCUUACAGUUUAACACAUCGUUAGUCUACGGUUUGUAGUCUCACAUUUAUUUUCUUCACACCAUUGAAUUUGCCAAGUGAAAACCAUUCUUUUCAUGCAUGCUUCUGAGUUCUUAUAAUUUUUAUGAUCAUAUCCUUUGCUGAAGAAAUUCCUUUGCCAUAA
Molecule: messenger RNA, 2778 nt
Organism: Cuscuta campestris
Lineage: Eukaryota; Viridiplantae; Streptophyta; Magnoliopsida; Solanales; Convolvulaceae
Source: the annotation of a GenBank genome assembly